ACCACCGACGAUGCUUCCGAGGCUUCAUCCUCUCAAUCUCGGCCCAAGAAGCGAAAAAGUAACGCUUCUGAGUCUGAGAGACCCAACGACAAACCCUCAACAUCUGCGGCUGCACGAGACCAUGAGACGUCUCCACCAGCCAACACCCCCCAUCCCAUUACGCCUCCUGCUGAAGAGUCGUUUGGCCAUGCAAGCAUACAAUCAUUCUGGAUGCCUCUUCUACCUCCGCCCACCAACACAGGAGCGGAAGAUGUAAUCAAAGGCGCGGAAGAUGCAGCCAGCCCUGUAUCUGUCGACGCUAGGUCUGGAUCCAUCGCAAGCCAUAUCCCCCUUCUUGAGCACAUUGAUCUGGGAGAUUUCUUGACCGGGCCCAUCCCCGAAGGUCUUUUGGUCGAGCCUCUACCAGAGCCUCUGCUUGCCGUCAUUGAUGAGGCUCUGGUCCAGGACCAGACUGAGGUGUUACUGGCCCACUAUCACAACGUAAUCUGCCCGCACCAAAUCCAGCAGGACCAAGACGACAUUACAAAUCCCUACCGGGCCUUUAUCCUCCCUCUGGCGUAUGAGCAAGCCGGGCUCUUGUACGCCGUCUUGGGGCUCUCUGCGAGCCAUCUAGGCCACGUCAAGUCCAACAAGUAUCUGCGUGACAGUGUUGCCGUAGAGUACAGAUUAAAGUCAAUCCAAUUCCUUGCUGAUGCCAUUAAACAGGGCAUCACCGGAACCCUAGGUGCCACCGAGAGGGAUACAAUAUUUGCCACCAUCCAGAUCCUACUACUUCACGAUAUUAGCGAAUCUGGCAUCUCGGAAAACGGCGUCCACAUUUCUGGGGCCGUAUCCAUCUGUUGUCAAUCAUUAGGGCACGAGGAGCUAACAGAGGACAAUGCGCGAUCGGUCUUCUUCCUCGGUAAUCUCGUCUGGCUUGACAUCGUUCGCUCGUUCGCUCACCCGGAGCGGGUGUGCUUUCCCAAGGAUGUUCGAGAAACCAUUAUUUCAUUAAGCGAUGAGAAGCUAGAGAUGGUCAAUGGCUGCCCCAGGGACGUCAUGGCUCUCAUGGGCGACGCCUUAGAUCGAGCCAAGGCCUUUGCGGCGUGGGAAGUUGGCCGGGAAGAACACGACCACGCUGUGCGGGCUAUUAUCCGGAAGCUAUACUCGUGGAACAGUUCGCGGUGCACCUACCCAAGCGACGACCCCCGUUGGGUAUCUGUAGCUGAAGCCUUCCGGCACGCCUGCCUUCUACGAUGUUUACGCCUCCUUGAUGCCAUGCAGCCAGCCGAGGAUGCAGAGAUUCAGGAGUCAGUUACGGCCAUCUUGGAUGCCACAUCCGAGAUACCGGGAGACUGUGGCCUCCUCGAGCUGAUGGUGCUGCCACUGUUUAUGGCGGGUGCCGACUGCCUGGGUCGGCAUUCACGACACUAUAUCAUGUUGCGACUGGCUGAGAUCAAGGGUCGGUCUGAGAUGGGAAACCGGGUUCCCCAAGAUCUUCUUAACACGGUGUGGGAGGCGCGCUCCCAGAAACUAAAGCACGACCGUAAAAACGUUCCUUGGAUGUCAUUUACUCAUAACCCUGCCAUCGAGCGACAACACGACUACCUGAUUCUAUAA
This is a messenger RNA of Fusarium falciforme, 1599 nucleotides long. RefSeq lists its product as hypothetical. Gene Ontology annotation, biological process: positive regulation of transcription by RNA polymerase II. NCBI's taxonomy places the organism in Eukaryota, Fungi, Ascomycota, Sordariomycetes, Hypocreales, Nectriaceae. Gene Ontology annotation, cellular component: nucleus. Bases 211 to 1599 code for a protein of 462 amino acids. Gene Ontology annotation, molecular function: DNA-binding transcription factor activity; transcription cis-regulatory region binding. The transcript has 5 exons. The record is from RefSeq and is a predicted model, not a curated record.